Molecule: messenger RNA, 1343 nt
Organism: Lactuca saligna
Lineage: Eukaryota; Viridiplantae; Streptophyta; Magnoliopsida; Asterales; Asteraceae
Source: the annotation of a GenBank genome assembly
AUCGGUUUAACCAAAUUAUGCCUCGAGAUGGAAACCGCAUUAACUAUCUAUAAUUAGUUGAGCUCUAACACCUAAUCAUAACUACCCCAAGCUUAAAUACUCCAAUACUGAAAGUUGAUUAGUGGAUCAUUUACAUUCUUCCGGUGUGUUCUAUAGUGAGAGAUGGAGGUGUCACGUCGGAGUUGCGUAUUAUACAGUUUGAUAAUGGUGGUGGUUCUCGGCAAAACCGGAAAAAGUCAUUUGACCGAGAAUUUCUACGCGAAAACAUGUCCAAUGGUAGAAACAUUAGUUAAAAAGGAAGUGGACAAGAAGGUCAACCAGGAGUUUGCGGUUAUUGCAGACACUCUUCGUCUGUUUUUCCACGACUGCUUUGUUGAGGGAUGUGAUGCUUCCAUUAUGAUCGAAUCAAAGAAGGGAGAUACUGAGAAGAAUGCGUCAGAUAAUCUUUCGCUUGAUGAUGAUGGAAUCGAUUUAGUUAUAAAGGCUAAAAAGGCAGUUGAGUCAGUUUGUCCUGGUGUUGUUUCGUGUGCGGACAUUUUAGUCAUUGCCACUCGAGAUUGCGUGGCCCGGGCCGGAGGACCUCGGUACAAUGUGGAUUUAGGUCGGCGAGACGGACUUAUUUCAAAGGCAUCACGGGUCACUGGAAACAUCCCAAAACCAACCUUCAGUCUCAAUCAAAUUAAAAAAACAUUUGCAAUGAAAAACCUUUCUCAGUGUGACAUGAUCGCUCUAUCUGGGGCCCACACAGUCGGUGUUUCUCGGUGCAAAAGCUUUGCCAACCGUUUGUACUCACGGGUCGAUCCAUUACUGAAUCUAACCUAUGCAAAACAAUUGAUGGCCACUUGUCCUAAAAAUGCCAAUUCUACUAUCACUGUAGAUAUGGAUCCCAAUACUCCAAACAUUUUCGAUAAUGUUUAUUAUAAGAAUCUAAUGGCAGGCAAGGGUUUGUUUACAUCGGAUGUUGUUCUUUACUCCGAUUUAUCAUCUAGAAAAGUUGUUAAAAAGUUUGCUAAUAAUCAAGAUGAUUUUAAUGCGGCGUUUAUAAGUGCGAUGAGGAAACUUAGUAGGGUUGGAGUCAAAAUUGGUAAUCAAGGUGAAAUAAGAAGGGAUUGCACAACUUUUAAUUGACAAGAUUUUACCAAAUGUUCGUUUCAAGAUUUAUGAUGCAUUAAAGCCUCUUUAGUUUAGAUGGAAUGGAACAGCCAACAAAUGAAAUUGACAAGACUAUGGAAUAUAUUGUCAUGUUAUUGGGAUGUAAGAAUUAAAUGAAUUCUCAUAGGAAUUUUUUAUAUUAAAAAUGUAUAAUUUUUGUUUUACUCUAUAAAUUAUUUGAUGAUAAUGAA